Messenger RNA from Sinocyclocheilus grahami, 1885 nucleotides. RefSeq names its product POC1 centriolar protein homolog B-like. Gene Ontology annotation, biological process: cilium assembly. The record is from RefSeq and is a predicted model, not a curated record. The transcript is spliced from 15 exons. NCBI's taxonomy places the organism in Eukaryota, Metazoa, Chordata, Actinopteri, Cypriniformes, Cyprinidae. Bases 332 to 1885 code for a protein of 517 amino acids. Gene Ontology annotation, molecular function: protein binding. Gene Ontology annotation, cellular component: centriole; ciliary basal body.
UGCAUUAGGAGGAUGGGUUACAUUAUCGUUUUCCAUUGACUACAUUAACGCAGACGUUUAUAUGUCUAAAUUAGUAUGUUAUCAGUCAAAAUAGCGGUGUAUACAUGUAAAUAUUUAGACACAAACGAUAUUUUGAGUUAAUUUCUCGCCAUUCUGUUUAACUAGCGGCGCUGACUCGAUGAUUCGGCGCGUGAUUUGUUUGGUCUGGGUAAAACGCGGCUUGUUUGACAGAUGGGAAGUGGCUCAACAUGAACGAGUUUCACUUAUUUACUUCUAAAUCCAAGACCAAACUGUACCAAUUUCAGAAACUUGUUUGACUUUUACCGGAAUAAUGGCGUCUGUAAUGGAGGAUCCCACGCUUGAGAGACAUUUUAAAGGUCACAAAGAUGUUGUUUCCUGUGCCGACUUCAGCCCCAACAAUAAACAGCUUGCUACUGGAUCCUGUGACAAGAACCUUAUGAUCUGGAACCUCACUCCUAAAGCCAGAGCAUUCAGGUUUGUGGGUCACACAGAUAUCAUUACAGGUGUCCAUUUUUCUCCAAGUGGUUCCUUGGUGGCAUCUUCAUCCAGAGAUCAAACAGUUCGACUGUGGACGCCCAGCAUAAAGGGCGAGUCGACUGUGUUCAAAGCCCAUACAGCGAGCGUUCGAAGCGUUCAGUUCUCCAGCGAUGGCCAAAGGCUGGUCACGGGUUCAGAUGACAAGUCUGUGAAAGUGUGGGGUGUCGAACGGAAGAAAUUCCUCUAUUCUCUCAAUGGACACACCAACUGGGUGCGCUGUGCGAGGUUUUCACCAGAUGGUCGUCUUGUUGCUUCUUGUGGUGAUGAUAGGACGGUUCGCCUCUGGGAUACAUCCUCACGUCAGUGCAUCAACAUCUUCACAGACUACGGAGGGUCAGCAACAUUUGUGGACUUCAAUUCCAGUGGCACGUGCAUUGCAUCCUCAGGAGCGGAUAACACAUUAAAAAUCUGGGAUAUUCGUACAAACAAGUUAAUACAACAUUACAGAGUUCAUAGUGCAGGGGUCAACUGCUUUUCCUUUCAUCCAUCUGGAAACUAUCUGAUCAGUGGUUCAAGUGACAGUACAAUGAAGAUCUUAGACCUCCUGGAGGGGAGGCUCAUUUACACGCUUCACGGCCACAAGGGUCCAGUGCUGGCUGUGGUGUUUUCUCGAGACGGAGGUCUGUUUGCUUCAGGAGGGGCUGAUUCUCAGGUUCUGAUGUGGAAGACCAACUUCGAUUCGCUGAAUUACAGAGAUCUGUUGAGCAGGCACAGCAAACGAGUCACUCCAGAUCCCCUUCCACACCUGAUGGACAUUUACCCUCGAUCACCUCACCGACACAAUGCUCAGAAUGGUACAAUAGAGAUUAAUCCCAUUGUUGCUGAUACUCAGUCUGGUGACCCUCAGGUGGUUGAAGUGGGACGUGUUCUUUUCUCCACAGCGGUAACAGGGACACUUCAAAAGCAAAUGGUGAGCUGCUGUCCUGCAUUUCACUCACUGUGCUGUCCAUCUACACCAUCUCUUCCAUUCAGAUAUUAUUUACAGCAGAACUGUGGUGAAGAGAUGAGGGGAAGUCUUUGGGUUGAACUGGGCCAUGGGGGCUUUGACGGGAACUUUGAAAGGAGGCAAGGCCCAGCUAAGGUGCACUUAACCAUAAAGCUCCACAUUCCUCACAGGGCCUCCUCGUGCGAGAGCAGUGACUACGCCAACCGCAUUAUUCACACCACUGUUGGAAAACAUCUGCGUCUCCUCAUGCCGGUCUUCUUUCCCAUCAUUCUCUUGACCCGCAUUGAUCCCCUCGAGGCAGCAGUGGGUCAGGAAGCUCUUUUCAGUAAUCUGCCGCCUCUGGCACCGGCUCAAAUGAGAGGAAGCGCAGGAGAGCCUUGA